UUAUUAUUAUUGGAUGCCAUCUUGUUCUUGUUCUUCUUCUUCUUUAUAUUUGGAAACUAAGAUAGACCAAGAGAGAGAGCAUAGAUCUAGCAGGUGAGGUGGGACCCAUGGUAUUAAUGUUUAAGGAGAAGAAUACUAGUUACUACUUACUAGUUAGGAGACACGUAAAUGCUCCAUUCGUUUUUGUCAGUAUACACAAAAUUCUUUCAUUUUUUUUUGUUUCUGUGAUCAUCAUUUUUCUAUCAACUAAUUCUCCCAACUGGACGGCUUGAGCCCAGAGUCAACAUGCUUUCAGUUUCAGAAUCAGAGAAUGAUGAGAUGCCCAAUGGAUGGCCACUGGGUCUUGGGUUUUUGAAUAUAAAGCUUAGAGUUACAGAGGCACCCGCAGCUGCACCGGUCGAGCCUUUCUCAUCGACGCAGAUGCCAUCCACCAGCUUCUCCUCAUUCUCAUCCUCCAACCUUGAUACUGAGCAGUCAACAGCAUCUUUCUUCCAAGACAAGAGUGUAUCCCUUGGGCGUCUUAUAGGAAUAAGAGGAGGGGAGAGAGGACGAUUGUACUUGCCAAACACGCUGAGGUUUGAAGACACUAGUGAGAAGAAAACAUUAGGAGAUGCUUCUUGUUCUGAUUCAUCUAACUCAAAGGUACAAGAAGUGGAUGUGUCUGAAGGCAUUUGCAUACCCACAUUACUUGAUGUCCUGCUCAGAAUCAGCACCAAAACUAAGAGAACUUCAAGGAACUAGCUACUACCUAGUACCUACCAUAUGAAUAUGAUGCCGUCACACUAAAGAAUUUAACUAGUGAUUUUCAUCCCAUUUUUCUUGAAUGGUCCAUUUGAUCUUUCACAACUCUAUUGUAACUUAUUAUAUUUCAGAUUAUGGGGAUUAUACAUAAUAAUAAAAGAAUUGGGGUUGAGUA
Arachis duranensis is the source of this 916-nucleotide messenger RNA. RefSeq lists its product as uncharacterized. NCBI's taxonomy places the organism in Eukaryota, Viridiplantae, Streptophyta, Magnoliopsida, Fabales, Fabaceae. The record is from RefSeq and is a predicted model, not a curated record. The coding region runs from base 286 to 741 and encodes 151 amino acids. The transcript has 3 exons.